CUCUUCCAUCAUCCAAGAUGGACAAACGAUCAGCGGAAAGUCCGAUGGACUUCGAGUGGCAGACAAGGGCGCCAGGGGAUGUGACUUCGCCCUUCUACCAGCUCAGCAUGCAGCAUGACAACCAGAAGAAACGACCCCAUCGCAUCUUCGAGUCUCCCGGAAAGAAACAGACGCCGGCCUUGCGCGAACCUAAUUCACAGCCCUUCCUCUUCUCCCAGCCGCGAUCGCAGGACCCUCCUGGCACCCCGAAAUCCCUCUUUGGCCAGUCCGCAUUCAUGACCCCGCGCAAGUUCGAUGUCGAUUUCUCGUCCGGCGCAGAAAAUAUGUCGUCUCCCGAGAACGCGGACAAUGAGGAUACGCCGGAGCCGCCCAUGAAGUCGGGCCAUCGAAAUUCAUUAUUCAACAUGUACGGACGUUUUGCGCCUAGUCCCGGACGGGGCGAGAUUCCUCGUCUGAAUCAUUAUUCCAAUGCGUUGGCUCGCCGGGUACAGAAGAGAAGGCGGAGGGACAAGGCACUAGAUAUGCAGUUUCGCAGGGAGAGUGACGGUGAGAGUGACGACGAGCGCGUAUCAGGCAACAAGCAGAACCAGAACCAGAACCAGGGCCACGUGCAGGGGGAGGCUCAACCGGCAUCGCGUAUGUCUUCUUUCUCGGAUUUUUUCGCUUUGCUCGAGGCCCACCCCAACGUCCCGAGUAUCCUGUCUUGGUGGGCUCAGUUGAUCGUGAACUUGUCUCUGUUCUCGCUCGCUGUGUAUGUAGUGUUUGGUUUUGUGUCAGCUAUUCGGGCGGAGUUCGAGCAGGCGGCGGAAGAAGUGUCUGAUACGAUCUUAGCAGAAAUGGCGACAUGUGCGAAGAGCUAUGUGGAUAACAAGUGCGGCGGCGGCGAUCGACUUCCAGCCUUGGAGACAGUUUGUGAAAACUGGGAACGCUGCAUGAACAGGGACCCGGCGAAGGUUGGACGGGCAAAGGUGUCGGCACAUACCAUGGCGAUUAUCAUCAAUAGCUUUAUCGACCCGAUUAGCUGGAAAGCGAUUAUGUUCUUCCUCGCCACCAUUUCGACAGUCACUGUUGUCAGCAACUGGUCCUUCCGCUCGUUCAGAAACCGUUACAAUCAACACGAGUAUACUCAUCCUCCCGCCCCCAGCUUUCCUCGGCAACCGUCCGGACAGCACCACCCUUCAUUAGGCCCUUCCCAGCCGUCCUACCAGCACACCGUUGGGCUUAACUACCAGAGCCAUGCACCGGGUCUUGAUCAUCAAAAAGAAACACCCUUGAUGCUCGAAGACUCGCCUACUCGGGACUUCGUGAAUGAGCGCAGCCGUACUCGAGAAAGCCGCAUGCGCACGCCGAGUCCCACAAAGAGAGAUAGGAAGUUGUUAUAAUUUGAGGUGUGACAAAAGUGUGUGUAUAAAUUUGCAUUAGCGGAAGGAUUCCGGCGUUUAUUGUUUAUUUCGAACUGGGUUUUGGACAAAAGAUUGUGUUCGGUCUUUGACACUAUAGGGCCUCGUCCACUGGCGUCGCGUGAUGGAGCCCAUAGCGUCAGUUUCUCUACUUGUAUAUAUAGACAUUUUUGGCAACGAUGUGCAUUACUAUUUCAUACGAGCAGCUCGUCUCGGCCAUAUGAAGAUUUACUAUGAUGAUGGCACAGUACUCGUGUAUCCAUGGAGAUGAUUAUUGCUCGACUGACAGAAAUAGGAGUCGCAAUAUGCCUCUGCGCUACAAACCCUGAUCGUGUGCCAUAUACAUGUACC
This is a messenger RNA of Aspergillus caelatus, 1751 nucleotides long. Its product is annotated as putative nuclear envelope protein Brr6. Gene Ontology annotation, biological process: nuclear envelope organization; lipid homeostasis. The record is from RefSeq and is a predicted model, not a curated record. The transcript has 3 exons. Bases 18 to 1382 code for a protein of 454 amino acids. NCBI's taxonomy places the organism in Eukaryota, Fungi, Ascomycota, Eurotiomycetes, Eurotiales, Aspergillaceae. Gene Ontology annotation, cellular component: nuclear envelope; nuclear membrane.